AUGAUUUACCUUUUCGUCCUCACCUUCAUGUUUGCCAUGCAGUUUUUUGUCGAUUUGCUUCUACACAGCGUUCGCAUGACGCAACCUAAUUAUAAUAGGUAUUCGUCGAAGUGUGCAGGGGGAGGAGUAUUUCCUUCUUUUCAGCGUUCUGAGAAUGAACAUCACAUCCCUCAUCUGAGCUCUUCUUCCGCCACCGUUUGCCUCAGACCCACCCAUGCAUAUAUACACACACUUGGCUAA
Messenger RNA from Phytomonas sp. EM1, 240 nucleotides. Lineage: Eukaryota; Euglenozoa; Kinetoplastea; Trypanosomatida; Trypanosomatidae. The record is from the annotation of a GenBank genome assembly.